This is a messenger RNA of Giardia duodenalis, 3900 nucleotides long. Its product is annotated as High cysteine membrane protein Group 2. The record is from RefSeq and is a predicted model, not a curated record. Bases 1 to 3900 code for a protein of 1299 amino acids. The transcript has a single exon. Lineage: Eukaryota; Fornicata; Diplomonadida; Hexamitidae.
AUGAUGAGUUUUUUUGUGGCUCUGCUGCCCGCGCUCCUCCGGUGUGGGCAGUGUGGUUCUACUAUUCCCCACUGUCUUGACUGCUUGGAUCUAGAUAACAACUAUUGUCGUCGUUGCCAGGAAGGCUUUCUACCCGUUGAUGGUCUAUGUCUUGGAGGUAAUGCGUCUAUUCCAUGCACCUCUCACUUGGGUGGCACGUGCGUUGGCUGCCGGCCUGGAUAUUUUCUAUUUCACGACGGCGACCAGAUGGGCGCAUGUGUUAUAUGCUCACACGCUGUAUUGAAGCUGGGUCCGGGCUGCAAGGAUUGCGUGUUGGUUGGUGGUGUUCCUCACUGCCUCGCGUGCCACUCCACUUACUUCGGUAUCAACGUCAUGUCAGACUCGGGUGCUACUCUACUACAAUGCACCACCUUGAGUGAAAGGCGAAUGCCCUUACAGAGACGGCACAAAGGUUUGUUUGUAUCACCUGGACAAGCCACCUGCACAGUUCAAAAUUGUCGGGUGUGCGCUUCACAAGCGCCCAACAUUUGUAUUCAGUGUACGCGUGGAUAUUCACUCAAAGAUGAAGGACGAACUUGUAUAUGCGGCGUCCCACACUGUACUACAUGCUCCCCGACUGACGGUCAGCAGUGUACCCAGUGUGAUGCUAACUAUGCUCUCACACCACACAGAGCCUGUGUUUGCUCCGUAAGGAAUUGUAUUCAGUGCGGCUCUCAAGGAACUGCACGUUGUCAGAAAUGUAUUACUGGCUAUAGGCUCUCAGAAGAUGGCAGCACGUGCAGCUGUGGAGUGGACAACUGUGCCUUCUGCUCUUCUACUGACGGCGCGCAAUGUGUAACUUGCGUUACUGGUUACGUUCAAAGCUACUCCCAACGCAGUUGUACCUGCGCGGUCGAGCAUUGCGCUGAGUGCUUUCCUGCAGAUGGAAGCCAAUGCGUCCGUUGUGUUACUAACUACGUUCUUUCUCACGAUUUUAAGGUAUGCGCAAGUAGUCUAGAAAACUGCCUAUACCCCUCUCCAGUCAACGGAUCUGUAUGCUCCAUUUGCAGUAGUGGUUACGUCACGGCGUUUUCCGGGGAGGUCUGCUUAAGUGUGAAGUGCCAGGUCCUAUACUGCGAAGAAUGUGACGGGGUUCUGUGUGCUCAGUGUAUAAAAGGAUAUUCUUUGGUGAAUGAUGGACUUGGGUGUGCCUGCAACGCCCUGAACUGUCUCAUAUGCAACCCUGAUGACGGGGACUUGUGCCUGGUAUGCGUUGGAGGAUACGACGUUACACCCGAUGGGCUAUGCGAGUGCGCCAUUCGGAACUGCGCAACAUGCUCGCAGGACGGACGGUCUUGUAAGGCAUGCAUUAAUGGCUACCGAAAGGGAGAGGGUGGCUGUGAAUGCUUGAUUGAUGCCUGCAAAACGUGCAGCCCACAAGAUGGUCAGCUUUGCGAUGAAUGCCAUUUGAACUAUGAUUUGGUCCACGGUGCCUGUGUGGGAAAAAUUCCUGGGUGUCUGGUGGCGAGCCCUAUCUAUGAAGGGAGCUGCGAGUUUUGUAACACCAAUUGGGAGCUCUUUCACGGACGCUGCUUCUGCAAGAUCAGAAACUGCAAUAAGUGCCACGAGAAUGGAAAGAUGUGUAUUCAGUGUGCAAAUGGGUUUGUAUUGCAAGCAGAUAAUACGGAGUGUGCAUGCACGCUGACCAAUUGCGCUGAGUGCGACCCCGAGGACGGCACAAAAUGCUUAGCAUGUAAGACAAGCUAUACUUUAGAUUCCUCCGGACAGUGUACAACUAGUACGUGCAGCAUUGAUAACUGUAAAAACUGUGGCCAAAGCAAUGUAUGUGCCGAAUGCAAUGACAACUAUGAGCUUUCAACAAAUAGCCAGACCUGCACUUGUUUGUUGUUAAACUGCUCAAAGUGCAGGCCGUCAAACGGACAGCAGUGUCUAGAGUGCGUUACUGGCUAUAAACUGGAUCUUUCAAUGAAUCAGUGCAUUUGUGAUGUGCAACUAUGUGAGACGUGUAACUCAUCUGAUGGUGCUCUAUGUGACACGUGCAUAACUGGGUUCAUAAAGGGUCCAACCAGCGCAACAUGCAACUGUGCAGCUGACAACUGCCGCGUUUGCAAUCUAUCUGAUGGUACAAAGUGCGAGAUCUGCAACUUGGGAUACACACUCACUGGAACUGCAUGCCAACCAAACGUUGCAAAUUGCAAGCAGUACUCUCUAAGCAGGGGAUGCAUAGAGUGCGAACGCGGUUACUCUCUUAUGCCAUCAAAUGCAGAGUGCCUCUGCACAGUGCAGAAUUGCGCAACGUGCUCUCCAACCAACGGCUCGGAAUGCACAUCGUGUGUCCAAAACUAUACGCCCCAGGAAGGUCUAUGUCUGUGCAUGGUUCAAGAAUGUCUUGAGUGCGACAGUGCCAAUGGAAACUUGUGCAAUGUAUGCGUAUACAAUUAUGCGCUAAGUGAAGACAGGACGACUUGUGCUUGUGACGUAAAAAAUUGUAUAUUAUGCAUUGCAAGGGAUGGAAAGAAGUGCUUCAUGUGUGAGAAGGGAUACCGAUUGACAGAAACUUCCGCCUGUGAAGAAAUACCUUGCAGUGUGGAAAACUGCUUGAGCUGCCCUCCCGGCAACCCUGACUACUGUAUUGUUUGUCAGAGGGGGUACUGGCCGACUAAAAAUGGGAACGAGUGUGCAUGUUCCGAUCCUGCUUGCGGUGAAUGUGAUUUUGAGAAUGGAGAAAUUUGUCUUCACUGCAAUGCAAACUACAGAGAGUUUCAAAAUAAGUGCCUCUGCUCUCUUCCAUAUUGUACUAAAUGUGACAUUAAUGACGGUAGCCAGUGCGAGGAGUGUGAAAACGGGUUCAUGCUGACUCCCACCAAGGCAUGCAUUCUCCGUGUUUGCUUCACAAACCAGGAUAACUGCAAGGUGUGUGGAACAGGUGCACACGCGGAUAAGUGUCUCACGUGUGUGAGUGGGUAUGUACCGAUCGACGGAGUGUGUGUGCAGGAUUCAAAGCAAGAUGUUUGCAACCAGUACUCAGGUACGUGUACUGGCUGUGCCCCCACAUACUUCCUCUGGCAGAACGGUUGCUAUCCGUGCAACAUGAUACCAAACUGCAUCGAGUGCUACAUGACCAAAACAUACGGCCCCUUGUGCACGAUGUGCGAGCCAUUCUACACACUACGUGGGGGUAAGUGCCAGCUCAACCCAUACUGCUCCCAAGGCUGUGUGUGCAACGGCGAGCUCCAAUGCACUGAUUGCAUAGCCGGAUACACUAUGAUAAGUAACAUUUGCACGCUAUGCGAAAGCCUAUUCUACAUGUGUGCAGAGUGCUCUAAGACGUUCUGCACUCGCUGCUUUGGUGGAUACUCCAUUUCCUAUCAUGACUGUGUUCCUGGAGUAUGCAGGGAAAAUGCGCAUGGAUGUCUUGUCUGUGCAAAUGAUUACACCUGCGCAAGGUGCCGCAGCGAAAUGUACCUCUAUCGCGGGGCCUGCCGGGAGUGUAACUUUGCUGGGUCUAAUUGUGCAGAUUGCACCUUUGACAAGGAAUACAAGUGUCUCCGGUGUCUCGAGGGGUACACGCAGGUCGUAUCUAACGGGGUGUCUUACUGCGUCAAGUGCCCAGACAUUGACCACUGUUUGGAGUGUGCCUAUAACAGCACGCGCUCUUCGCAGUUCCAGUGCACAACGUGCGCUGACCCGUGGCUUGUUGACACUGCAACCGGGACGUGCUUCAUCAGAAAUGCCUCUAGCGCAUCAACAGCCACUGCAAUUUCGUGCAGUGUUAUAGGGGCAGCGAUUGCGAUCGCCACCACCAUUGCCCUGAUUGUGAAGUGUCAGCAUCACCGGCAUGCACGCAUGGUACGCCAGGUCGAUGCCCUGGUCACGGAGGCCGACGAACUAGCCCACUAA